AUGUACCUAGUUCGGCCGUUUGCUGAGAUGACAGAUGCAACUGUCUGGCUUUCUGCAAUUGUUCAAGUCGAUUCAGAUAACUUAGACUGUAAAAGUGAUCCUCAUGGAUCAGAUGACAGUGUUGUAGAUCCUUCUUAUAAUCCACCCAAAAUACCAAUAACUGAAAUGCUAGCUGAAAUACCUACAAAUAUUAGAGGUGCAAAGAUGAAGGUUAAAUACCAUUCAAACAACGAAAAAAUUGGUCGGAAAAGACUGACACAUACUUCGACAUGGCAAAAGACUAAUGCAAGGAGCUUGCAAAAUAGUGGAGAAGCUUAUUUGUCUAUAGACGAGAACGAGGACUUAGAUCAAGUUCCAACAAACAAUGAUGCUAAAUCAGAAGAGGACGUGGACUCAGAUCAAGUUUCAGUAAACAAUAAUGCUGAAAGUAGUGGUGAUGACGAAAAUAACAGUGAUGCUCUCAAUAAAAAUAGGGCUGUAAAAUCUUCUGUUCCUAAUAAUACUGUGUUUCAAAAGGACCAAUUUGUUGUUGUUAAGUUCGAGGCCAAUAAAAGAAAUUUAAACUUUGUUGGAAAAAUUGAAGAUAUCCAUGGGGACUUUUGUACUAUAAACUUCCUAAGAAAGAAAUUUUCUAAAAAGGUAUGCAGGAGUAAAUAUUACUACUUUGUUUAUCCAGAUGUUCCCGAUAGAUCAAUAGUUUACAACGAAGAUAUCAAGAUUUUGUUAAGAAAUCCCAUUGACUUGAGAAGAAAUCGCAUCCAGUUCCGAGAAGAUCUCAAUUAUGAUUUUAUAGGGUAG
This is a messenger RNA of Psylliodes chrysocephalus, 798 nucleotides long. Lineage: Eukaryota; Metazoa; Arthropoda; Insecta; Coleoptera; Chrysomelidae. The record is from the annotation of a GenBank genome assembly.